AUGGAUAAAGUUGAACAUGUUGUAAGUGCUAUAUAUCAAGCAUUUGAUACCGAUAAUAAUGGCAAAGUUGAUUUUAAAGAAUUUGUUAUUGGAUUUUUAUUAACAACAAAAGGAUCUAUGGAAGAAAAACUUGAUUAUACUUUUCAACUCUACGAUAUCGAUAAAGAUGGUUAUAUCGAUCAAUCUGAAAUUGAUGUUAUGGCUAAGUAUGUAUAUCGAAUGUUAGGCGGUAAUGGUACUGAAUUUGGUUCGAUUGAAUUACUUAAACAUUUUAUUAGUUCAUGUCAUUGUAAUGAACAAGGAUUGAUAACAAAAGAAAAUUUUAUUCGUGCUUUAUCUAAAAAUGAAUUACUUUGCCAAUUAUUAUCUCCUUUUACUUAA
Messenger RNA from Adineta steineri, 381 nucleotides. NCBI's taxonomy places the organism in Eukaryota, Metazoa, Rotifera, Eurotatoria, Adinetida, Adinetidae. The record is from the annotation of a GenBank genome assembly.